CUCCUCAUGUUCGAGGAGCCCGAGUGGGCCGAGGAGGCCCCAGUAGCCGCCGCCCCCGAACCCGCAGCAUCACGCCCUCGGCCCGCGGCAGCUUUGCAAAGCAAGGGUUCCAAGCACCACCAGCUCUUGGCUACCUUACGGGCCCUGGAGGCUGCAUCUCUUCCCCAGCAAACUCCCAGCAUACCUGACAGUGACUCUGAAGAGGAGGAACUAGAAAGGAGAAAGAAGCAGCCCAAAAAGAUUUUGUUUGCCAGUGCAUCUGCUGAAGUAGAGGAGAAAAAAAAUAAGAAACGUAGAAAACGGGCUCUGUUUGGGAGUGACUCUGAGGACAAGGAAGGGGAAAGGAAGGAAAAAAGCUGCAAACAGGCUCUUCUUGGUAGUGAUUCUGUUGAAGAUAAGAAGAGAAAGAGGAAACAUCAGAAACAGGCCCCUUCAACCCUGCAACUAGAACAUGUUGAUCAAACAGGUCCCAAAGCCCAGAAGAGUAGUGCCACAAAUGACUCAAAUAAGCCAUGCCCUGGUUCUCCCUCCCCUCAACUGCUCCAUACCUUGAGUCGCAAGCAGUGGCGGAACCGGCAGAAGAACAAGCGGCGACACAAAAACAAGUUUCGGCCACCUGAACUACCAGCCCAGGUUCCAGCCCCCACAGAGGAGACUGAGGUGCCUCCUACCCCUCGGCCAGAUAGCCUCAAGGCUCGUGCAGAGGCCCUGCGAGCCCGCAUGGCACAACGGCUGGAUGGUGCCCGAUUUCGCUACCUCAAUGAACAGUUGUACACACAGCCCAGCAGUGCUGCACAGCAUCUCUUCCAGGAAGACCCAGAGGCCUUUCUCCUCUAUCACCGUGGCUUCCAGAGCCAGGUCAAGAAGUGGCCACUGCAGCCUGUGGACCGAAUCAUUAAGGAUCUUCGCCAUCGGCCUGCAUCCCUGGUAGUGGCUGACUUUGGCUGUGGGGACUGCCGCCUGGCUUCAAGCAUCCGAAACACUGUACACUGCUUUGAUUUGGCUUCUCUGGAUCCCAGAGUCACUGUGUGUGACAUGGCACAGGUGCCACUGGAAGAUGAGUCUGUGGAUGUGGCUGUGUUCUGCCUGUCAUUGAUGGGAACUAACAUCAGGGAUUUCCUAGUGGAGGCAAAUCGGGUACUUAAGCCAGGGGGUCUUCUUAAAUUGGCUGAAGUCAGCAGCCGAUUUGAAGAUAUUCGGGCCUUUUUGAGUGCUGUGUCCAAGUUGGGUUUUAAGAGCAUCUCCAAGGACCUGACCAACAGCCACUUCUUUUUGUUUGACUUCCAAAAGACUGGACCCCCUCGAGUGGGGCCCAAAGCCGAACUCUCAGGCCUGAAGCUUCAACCAUGUCUCUACAAGCGCAGGUGA
Messenger RNA from Elephantulus edwardii (Cape elephant shrew), 1368 nucleotides. RefSeq names its product ribosomal RNA processing 8, methyltransferase, homolog (yeast) (gene RRP8). Gene Ontology annotation, cellular component: rDNA heterochromatin; nucleolus; chromatin silencing complex. Gene Ontology annotation, biological process: cellular response to glucose starvation; regulation of transcription by glucose; rDNA heterochromatin formation. Gene Ontology annotation, molecular function: methyltransferase activity. The transcript is spliced from 7 exons. Bases 7 to 1368 code for a protein of 453 amino acids. NCBI's taxonomy places the organism in Eukaryota, Metazoa, Chordata, Mammalia, Macroscelidea, Macroscelididae. The record is from RefSeq and is a predicted model, not a curated record.